CUCUCGGUCUUGUCCCGCCCCCAAAGGCAGAGGCCUCGGGAAGUCUCCGCCCACGCCUUGGAAUGUAGCCGGCGAGAAUCUGUGACGUCACCGAGGAACUCCUCCUGUCUGAGCGCGGCUCGCUGACGGCUGUCGCCUACAGCGGACCAAUAGAAGACUUGGGUCCGGAAGUGAUGGACUGGAGGCUUGACUAAUGUGAAAGGGACGUCUGAAAGAGAAGCCAGCUGCCGUGCCAUGAACUGCAAUGUGAAUAGGCCAAUGUAGCAAGGAUGUGGCCAGCCAACAGCCAGUGAGGAUCUGAGGCCCUCAGACCAACAGCCCAUGAGCAACUGAAUUUUGCUAAUAACCAUGUAAGUGAACACAGAAGUGGAUCCUUCCCCAGGCGAGCCUUCAUAUGUCCACAGACCCAGUCAAGACUUUGACUGCAGCCUUGUGAGAUCCCCUAAGCCAGAGGACCCAGCUAAGCCACACUCAACUUCCUGACCUGUCAGAUCUUGGCGGUUCAACCUGGAAACUCGGUGUGCUGCAUGUGAAUACAGAUGCUGGGAAGCUUAGCCUGGGAUGCCAUCUCUCUGACCCCUAAUGCUUGGCUGAACUCUUCUGCUGUACUCUGUCUCUCCUCUGUAAAUCACAGCAUUGCAUCACCAUACGCUGGAGACUGGCCCUAGGACACCUUUUUAAAAAGAUUCCCUGUGGUGUUCAGAAUCACUCCUACAAUCAGAUUCUCCACAAUGGAUCUCAGUGCUGCAAGUCACCGCAUACCUCUAAGUGAUGGAAACAGCAUUCCCAUCAUCGGACUUGGUACCUACUCAGAACCUAAAUCGACCCCUAAGGGAGCCUGUGCAACAUCAGUGAAGGUUGCUAUUGACACAGGGUACCGACAUAUUGAUGGGGCCUACAUCUACCAAAACGAACACGAAGUUGGGGAGGCCAUCAGGGAGAAGAUAGCAGAAGGAAAGGUGCGGAGGGAAGAUAUCUUCUACUGUGGAAAGCUGUGGGCUACAAAUCAUGUCCCAGAUAUGGUCCGCCCAACCCUGGAGAGGACACUCAGGGUCCUCCAGCUAGAUUAUGUGGAUCUUUACAUCAUUGAAGUACCCAUGGCCUUUAAGCCAGGAGAUGAAAUAUACCCUAGAGAUGAGAAUGGCAAAUGGUUAUAUCACAAGUCAAAUCUGUGUGCCACUUGGGAGGCGAUGGAAGCUUGCAAAGAUGCUGGCUUGGUGAAAUCCCUGGGAGUGUCCAAUUUUAACCGCAGGCAGCUGGAGCUCAUCCUGAACAAGCCAGGACUCAAACACAAGCCGGUCAGCAACCAGGUUGAAUGCCAUCCGUAUUUCACCCAGCCAAAACUCUUGAAAUUUUGCCAACAACAUGACAUUGUCAUUAUUGCAUAUAGCCCUUUGGGGACCAGUAGGAAUCCAACCUGGGUGAAUAUUUCUUCUCCACCUUUGUUAAAGGAUGCACUUCUAAACUCAUUGGGGAAAAGGUACAAUAAGACAGCAGCUCAAAUUGUUUUGCGUUUCAACAUCCAGCGAGGGGUGGUUGUCAUUCCUAAAAGCUUUAAUCUUGAAAGGAUCAAAGAAAAUUUUCAGAUCUUUGACUUUUCUCUCACUGAAGAAGAAAUGAAGGACAUUGAAGCCUUGAAUAAAAAUGUCCGCUUUGUACAAUUGCUCAUGUGGCGCGAUCAUCCUGAAUACCCAUUUCAUGAUGAAUACUGACUGCAGGGAGUUCCUGAACAGAUUUUUCACUCCCAUGAGUGCCAAGACGGUGCGAUGGGUAGUCCCCUGGAUGUGAAAAUGAAGAGGGUUUUACCAUCCUGAGAAGAAAUAAUGAUGGAAAUGUGUUUAAUGUUUGUGUAGUGUAAGUGACUUUGACUUAGUCACAUUGAAGUAAAACUAUUAAAAUCUGUUGAAAUAA
Messenger RNA from Symphalangus syndactylus (siamang), 1911 nucleotides. It is a transcript of the gene AKR1D1, whose product is annotated as aldo-keto reductase family 1 member D1. Gene Ontology annotation, molecular function: Delta4-3-oxosteroid 5beta-reductase activity. The record is from RefSeq and is a predicted model, not a curated record. NCBI's taxonomy places the organism in Eukaryota, Metazoa, Chordata, Mammalia, Primates, Hylobatidae. Gene Ontology annotation, biological process: bile acid biosynthetic process.